Molecule: messenger RNA, 2643 nt
Organism: Ustilago hordei
Lineage: Eukaryota; Fungi; Basidiomycota; Ustilaginomycetes; Ustilaginales; Ustilaginaceae
Product: putative golgi adaptor HA1/AP1 adaptin gamma subunit
Exons: 1
Coding region: 1-2643 (880 amino acids)
Biological process (GO): receptor-mediated endocytosis; Golgi to vacuole transport; intracellular protein transport
Cellular component (GO): membrane coat; Golgi apparatus; AP-1 adaptor complex
Molecular function (GO): clathrin-cargo adaptor activity
Source: RefSeq, a predicted model, not a curated record
AUGUCUACCUUCUUCCAGAAACAGCAGCAGGUAGCUGCGCUCGAUCCACGCCUCGGAGGCCUGAUGGCCAGUGCUGGUCUCUACAAUCUGAAAGCACUCAUCAAGGCCAUUCGAUCGUGCAAGACCUUGGCAGACGAGCGAUCGCUAAUCCAGAAAGAGUCGGCCUCCAUUCGAACAGCUUUCAAGGAUGAGGAUCCCUUCGCUCGCCACAACAAUAUCGCCAAGUUGCUCUACAUUCACAUGCUGGGCUACCCAGCCCACUUCGGCCAGAUCGAAUGUCUCAAGCUCGUAGCUACACCGCGAUUCACCGACAAACGUCUCGGCUACUUGGGCAUCAUGCUUUUGCUCGACGAGAAUACCGAAGUCUUGACCCUCGUCACCAAUGGCUUGAAGAAUGAUAUGGAGCACUCCAACAUGUACGUCUGCGGGCUGGCACUCUGCACCUUUGCCAACAUCGCAUCCGAAGAAAUGUCACGAGAUCUCUGUAACGAAAUCGAGAAGCUCAUGGGCAGCAGCAAUACCUACAUCCGUCGCAAGGCCGCUAUCUGUGCCAUGCGAAUUGUACGCAAGGUACCGGAUCUGAUCGAUCACUUUGUCGACCGCACCAAGCAGCUGUUGUCGGACAAGAACCAUGGUGUUCUGCUUUGCGCUGUGACCUUGGCCAUCGAGAUCUGUCGUCAGGAUGCCGAAGCAUUGCAAGACUACAGGCGGGCUGUGCCGCUCCUAGUUCAGCACCUCAAGUCGCUCGUCACUACUGGCUAUUCGCCCGAGCACGAUGUGUCCGGCAUCACCGAUCCAUUUCUGCAAGUCAAGAUCUUACGACUACUGCGUAUCCUCGGCAAGGAGAACGCACAGGCUUCCGAAACCAUGAACGACAUUCUCGCUCAGGUCGCUACCAACACCGAAGCAAGCAAAAACGUCGGCAACAGUAUCCUCUACGAGACGGUCCUCACUAUCCUCGAAAUCAACGCUGACAACGGUCUCAGGGUUAUGGCAAUCAACAUUCUGGGCAAGUUCUUGAGCAACCGAGACAACAACAUUCGAUACGUUGCUCUCAACACCCUCAGUAAGGUCGUGUCCAUGGACACCAACGCUGUUCAGCGUCACCGCAACAUCAUUCUCGACUGUCUCCGUGACGGAGAUAUCUCGAUCCGACGAAGAGCGCUCGAGCUCAGCUAUGCGCUCAUCAACGAGAGCAAUGUUCGAGUUCUCACUCGAGAGCUGCUGUCUUUCCUCGAAGUCGCCGACAACGAGUUCAAGCUUGGCAUGACUACCCAAAUUUGCCUUGCAGCCGAGAAGUUUGCUCCUAACAAGCGGUGGCAUAUCGACACUGUCCUACGCGUCCUGAAGCUUGCCGGCAACUACGUUCGUGAGGAGAUCCUCUCUGCUUUCAUCCGUCUGGUCUGCCACACACCGGAAUUGCAGGCCUACACGGUGCAGAAGCUGUUCUUAGCUCUUCAUCAGGACUUCUCACAAGAAUCGCUCACUCUUGCUUCGGUCUGGGUAAUCGGCGAGUUUGGCGAUGUCUUGAUUCAGGGCGGCAACUUUGAGGACGAGGAGUUGGUGCGAGAAGUCCAGUCAAAGGAUGUCGUUGAUUUGCUGUCCUCCGUGCUUGACAGUCCGUACGUCAACGGCUUGAUUCGUCAAUUCGUCCUGACUUCUCUCGCAAAGCUGCACACUCGACUUUCAGAUUCGACCGAGCAGUCGCGCAUCGAACAGAUCAUUGGCAGCUACGAGAGCAGUGUCGAGGUGGAGAUUCAGCAGCGCAGUGUCGAGUUCGCCAGCUUGCUCAGCAGGAGCAAUAUCCGAGAAGGUGUAUUGGAGAGCAUGCCCCCUCCCGAGAUCAGACAGACCGUAUUGGGCACUGUCAGUGAGGCCAAGCCGGUUGGCUCGACAAGGUCAGACAAGGAUGCAUUGUUGGAUUUGAUGGGUGACGAGAUGCCGGUGUCCAGCGGAGGCGUUGCAGCGUCGAGCGGUGCCGGUGCUGGAACACAGCAGACUACGCACGAUCUGUUGGCGGACAUCUUUGGUGGUAGCGACAUGGGUGGUGCUCCAGCGGCGGCUCCUGCUGCCGGCGGAGCCACUGCAGGACAGAAGCCAAAGAGCUCUGUCAACGACAUUCUCGGUUUGUUCGGCGACCGUGGCAGCACAUCAGCAGCAGCUCCGGCACCUGCCGCCCAAGCUACACCCUCCUCAUAUGGCGGCCUUGACCUCCUCGGAGGACUCGACACCAGCUCCACCUCCGCUCCCACUCCAGCACCUGCUUCCACUCCAGCUGCCGCUGCUGCUCCAACGCAACCAGCCUCCGCCAAAGCCCACACAGUCUACGAUAAGCAUGGUCUCAAAAUCACCUUCACCCCGACAACCAACCCUGCUCGACCCGAAAUCGUCAACAUCACAGCUCGCUUCACCACAACAUCCCCCGUCUCCAACGUCAACUUCCAAGCAGCUGUCCCAAAGACACACAAGUUGCAGAUGCAGGCAAUCUCCAACUCAGACGUCGCACCCGGAGCUACAGAGACACAAGCAUUGAGAGUUAUGGUUCCUAACAACGCUCCUGUCAGGCUGAGGUUGCGCAUUGCAUUCAAUGCUGGUGGAGAGAAUGUGCAGGAUCAAACUGAUUGGGCUCAGCCUUCGGCUUAG